GGAAACUUUGUGAUAAUGAAAACCAACACAAGGAUUAUUAGGUGCCAGGACUCGUAGAAACAAAAAAUGGCCACCAACCGACCCCCGGAUCCUCUCCCUCGACCCCGAGGGGGAGGAGGAGGAGCUUCUCUCAGCUCCACCUUACCCAUACUAGACAGACCAGGGAGUCUUCAGGUGAAGAUGGAUGAAAUGAAGGAGCACAUCACCAAACUCAAGAAGGAGUUGGAGAUGGAGAGGAUCUCCACGAAGCGACUCAAGCGUGACAAGGUGGCGGAGCUGCGCAACGUCAGGAGCGAAGAGCAGAAGAAGUCAGCGGAGGCUCUGGCAAGCCUCAGGCUCAAGCUGGAGGCAGAGAAGACGAAGGAGCUGGAGACGUUGAGGGAGUCCUUGAUGAAACAGAUGUCAUCCGAGAGGAGUAAAUUGCUUAAGGAGAAGGAUGCCUCAAUAAAGAGUGGGGAGGGACAGCAGAGAGAGAGAGAUGCAGUUCUUCAGAAAACUAAAAAUCAGUUCUUGAUAGAAGCUAAAGAGGAAGCAAGGAAGCUGCAUGAGGCAGAGAGAACCCGCUUCCUUAACGAGACGUCUGAACUGAGGAGCAUCAAGAAGAAACUAGAAACGGACUUGGAAAAUGCGAUGGCAGCAAACAGACAAAAUGGCGGCGAGCUGCGGAGAAUCUCGGAGGAGCAUGCCCGGGAGAUGGAUCAGCUGAAGAAAGAUGCUCGGAGAGACAUUAUUCGUCUGGUUGAUGAAUUGAAAACCAAACAGCGCGUGAUUGCUGAACUUGAGAAGGAGCUAGGACACCAGGCUGGCUAUGCACUCAAGCUCCAGGCGGAGAAAGAUACCCUGGGACAGGAGCUCAACCUUGCCAAGAUGGCCGACACCUGGGAGAGGAGGAGUCAAUCCGUGAGCAGGAGCGCGUCCAGUAAUGGUUUUUCACCGGACAGCAACAGGAAUGAAGAUCGGAGGUUGAAGACGACCAGUCCAUUUUCACUCAGCAGCAUCCCAAUCCUGGGAUCCAGAGAGGGUCUGUCUGUUAAACCUAGACCCGAUCUGAAUAGCAGGUCUAAGAAAGUAGACGCUCCAGUCAUCAAGGCUAAAAGCCCUACAUCGAGAAUCCCCACUCUGUCUUCAAGUCUAAGCGGAAGAAGGACUCCCUCUCCUGGCCAUGGAAUCAGCCAGAACGGAAACACCGUCCGACACCGAACAAUGAGUCCCUUAGUCCCAGAAAAAGAGAAAAAGGUAUAG
Strongylocentrotus purpuratus (purple sea urchin) is the source of this 1242-nucleotide messenger RNA. RefSeq names its product janus kinase and microtubule-interacting protein 1-like. NCBI's taxonomy places the organism in Eukaryota, Metazoa, Echinodermata, Echinoidea, Camarodonta, Strongylocentrotidae. Gene Ontology annotation, molecular function: kinase binding; microtubule binding. The transcript is spliced from 5 exons. The coding region runs from base 67 to 1242 and encodes 391 amino acids. The record is from RefSeq and is a predicted model, not a curated record.